UCGAGGCAUGCAAGAGGCAACGUGUGUGUGUGUGGGGUUGUCACGCAACACUGCGAUCAGCCAGAGUGCUCCGGAGCUUUCUUCUCCGUCGCUUCUGAUACAAAAGGAUUCAUUAAUAAACAAGAGUACUGCGUGAUUUAAACCAGCAGGAUUGUAACUAUUACAUAUGUGGGACUCUGGGACUAGGACACAGUUCAGAGCAUCAGUUGAGGACCAUGUGGUGGAUGAGAGACACGGUAACAGAGAGGACCCCAGUGAAACCACCGCUCUGCUACAGUCACAGCUGAAUCAUGGGGAAUGUGGAAAGUCAGAAUGGUGACAGCGGUUUCUACGGAAACGAGAAAGGUCACCUGUCCCGAAAGCACACGUCCCGAUCCCUCCGCCUCUCCACCAAGCAUCAGCAGCAGAAUCCCAGUCGACGCUCCCUACGACCCUCGGCAGGAAAGUCGGAACACCGGAAUUCCGAAGCCAGCACCCGCUCUUCCAGUACGCCCAGUAUCCCACAAUCCUUAGUGGAGAACGGCCUGGAACCUUUUAACCAGACAGACGAACUGGGGGAGUUUGGAAUCAACCCUCAUUGGACUGACCGCGUCGCCAUGACGAUGAGGCCUUCCGAGUCCUUCCCGCACGACGACGACGACGACCUCACCAGUGACCCCUCUUUAGCCACGCCCACUCCAGAAACCUCCGAGGUCGUUCUGGAACGCGAAGGAGCUGAGGAAGAAGGAGCGACGACGUACCCGGUAGAAGGGGACGACGCGGAGAGAGAGACGGACGGAGAGGUGCGGUACCUCCAGAGGGUGAACGAGGGACCGAGGGAAGAAGGAAGUUGUAAGAAGAAGAGGUCUAAAUCAGCGGACAUGUGGAGAGACGACAGUCAGGAGUUCUCUCUGUCAGAUCUCAGCCAGGACCACCUCACCUCCACUGAAGAGAUUAUAGAUGGAGGAGAGGAAGAGGAGGGUGAAGAGGAAGAGGAGGAAGAGAGAGCCAGUUCCAGAGGAACAGCAGGUUCUGCAGAGAGAGCCUCAUCACUAGACCACCUGUGUAGCGAGCGCAGCCAGACGGUUCUGCGAGGAACACAUAACCGCUACGCCAAGAACCACCGGGACGGGGAACUCACCGCCCACAGAGGAAGGGAUGGAGAGGGGGAUGAAGGGCUGAUCUCGCCCCAGGAGGAGGAGGGAAGCGGGUACGGGGCCUUUACGCUGCCCUGUCGGAGGUCCCACUGUCUGUCUGAAGGUCUGUCAGGACACCAGGUGGUACCGUGUCCGACUUUCCAGGGUCGAAGGGCACAGACGACACAGGACAUAUCGGGCGUGCUGGGAGAGGGCAGUGAGUACGGCGAUAGCGGCAUCGACGGGGUUGCCACGGAGACGGACGGGGAAGUGGGGCCGGGGUCACGGCGGCGCUGUAAGGCCAUGUCGGCCUCGUUCUCCGUCUACUCUGCUGCCGGGAGCAGCGCGUUUAACGGGAGUGACAGCGGGAGCAGCAGUGGAGGAGGAGAGGGAGGAGGAGGAAGAGGAGGAGAGGGAGGAGGAGGAAGAGGAGGAGAGGGAGGAGGAAGAGGAGGAGGAGGAGGUGGAAGAAAAGGAGGAUGGGGAAUGUAUGAGAACUUGCAUCAGGACUUUGAGAAUCAACACUGGACUCGUCGAGAGCGUGACUGCACGGAGGAGGCGGGCUCAGCUGAGAGUGACGAGCGUAGCAGCGGCACGCUAAGCACGGCUUACCCAUCAGACGCUCUCAUUGGCUGCUGUGCGCAGGGCACGGUGAGGAAGGCGGGAGCUCUGGCAGUGAAAAACUUCCUGGUUCACAAGAAGAACAAGAAGGUGGAGCCAGCCACCAAGAGGAAGUGGAAACAUUACUGGGUUUGUCUCAAAGGAUGCACUCUGUUCCUGUACGAGACUGACGGGCGGUCGGGGAUUGACCAUCAUAGUGUUCCUAAACACGCUGUGUGGGCUGAGUACAGUAUCCUUCAGGCCGUACCAGAACACCCCAAGAAGGACUUUGUCUUCUGCCUCAGCAACUCUCUAGGGGAUGCAUUUCUCUUCCAGACGUCGGGCCAGACGGAACUGGAGAAUUGGAUCACGGCGAUCCACUCAGCGUGCGCGGCUGCCGUUGCUAGGCAACAUCACCGGGAGGAUACGGUGCGAUUGCUAAGGACAGAGAUCAGGAAACUGGAGCAGAAGAUAGACAUGGACGAGAAGAUGAAGAAGAUGGGAGAUAUGCAGCUGUCUGCAGUGACAGAUAACAAGAAGAGAAAGACUAUUCUGGAACAGAUCUUCUUGUGGGAGCAGAAUCUAGAGCAGUUCCACCUGGACAUGUUCAGGUGUCGUUGUUACCUGGCCAGUCUGCAGGGAGGGGAGCUGCCCAACCCUAAACGCCUGCUAGCCGUGGCCUCCAGAGCCACCAAACAGGCCAUGGGACGCCUGGGAAUCUUCUCGGUGUCUUCCUUUCAUGCGCUUGUGGCGGUGCGAACAGAGAGCGCGGUGAGGAAGCGGUCCCAGGCUAUGCCCCGCCCCUCUAGUAAACGUCGGAGUCGCUUCUCUUCCCUCUGGGGGCUGGACACCACAUCUAAGAAGAAGGUUAAAGGUCGACCCAGCAUCAACCAGGUGUUUGUUGCUGGGGGGGAACCAGUGAUCAAACCAACGGAGAGAAUGUUUGAAGAUACGGCCAGUGAGAAAUCGAAGGAGGAGGGUUCAUUGAAAAUGAUUCCCCAGGACAGCGUGGACAGUGAGAUUUGGGUUCCUGACUACCUGGCCCCAUCCUGGGUGUGUCUACCUAACGACCAGCCUGUGCUUGUCGUCAUUCAACCAGGGGAGACUGCAGAAGAUACGCUGGACGCUGUCUGCAAGGCCCAUAAACUGGACCCGUCUAACUUCUACCUGCGUCUGAAGGUGUGUGUAGAGGAUCAGCUGCUGCUAUAUGUUCCCAAAAUGGAAGAAGACAUCUCUGAUCUGCUCUACAAAGAGAUAGAAAUAUGUCCCAAAACCACCAAGCUGAUCCGCUUCGACAAAGCUGAGUCCUGCACGUUGGGAUACGGUUUCUCCAUAGCAGUAGUGGACGAGGAGGGGACUCAGCAGCUCCAUAUCACUGAAGUAAAUGCAGGAGGACUGGCUUCUGCUAAAGGCCUGCAUGCGGGUGAUGAGAUCCUGUUGUUAAAUGGUAAACCAGCAUCGGCUCUGGGCGUGGUGGAUAUGAGGUCAGCGUUAGUCGGCCCCUCGUUGUCCCUGAGCGUGAGCACCCUGCCGACCCUUGACCUACGCGACCUCUGCCCUUUUCCCCCUCGACGCUCCAACACAGCAGAAUACGACACUUGUACAGACAUCUAUUCCCAGAGCCAAGAGGACAUUCUGGAUGAGGUAUCAGGGUUGACGGUGGUCAGUCCAGAUGAUACUUUAGAGGAUGAGUCAGUUCUGGAUCUGGAGAAUUCAGGACACAACCAGGCGGACUACACUGAGCCAGGACAGAAGAGUACUGAGCAGGUGACUGCAUACUGCCGGAGUCUCCAUGAGAUGAAUCCUUCCCAUGCUUCCCCUCAGUCUUCCUCGUCCUGCUCUUCCUCCCUCUCUCCCAGCCAAGUGAUGCCAGUGGCGGCGGGCAUUGCCAUCCAGCGACAGCUGUCACACGCCGACAAACUACGUAAAGUCAUCAGUGAACUGGUGGAGACUGAGAGGACCUACGUCAAGGACCUGGGCUGUCUGAUAGAGCGUUACCUAACUCCUCUGCAAAAGGAAAGAUUCCUCACCCAGGAUGAGCUCGAUGUCCUGUUCGGUAACCUCGGAGAGAUGCUGCAGUUCCAGGUUGAGUUCCUGAAGACUCUAGAAGAUGGGACCAGACUGGUAGCCAACCUGGACAAGCUGGAGAGGGUAGAACAGUUUAAGAAAGUGCUGUUCUCUCUGGGUGGAUCGUUCCUGUACUACGCCGACCGCUUUAAGAUCUACAGCGCUUUCUGUGCCAGCCACACCAAGGUGCCCAAGGUCCUGGCCAAAGCUAAGACAGAUGCAGACUUCAAGGCGUUCCUGGCAGAGAGGAACCCGAAACAGCAACACUCUUCAACCCUGGAGUCCUACCUGAUCAAACCCAUCCAGAGGAUCCUGAAGUACCCACUACUACUGAGAGAGCUGUACUCACUGACGGACCCUGAUAGUGAAGAACACUAUCACCUGAAUGUUGCGAUGAAGGCCAUGAACAAGGUGGCCAGUCACAUCAAUGAGAUGCAGAAACUUCAUGAGGAAUAUGGAGCCGUGUUUGACCAGCUCAUCAACGAGACGACCGUCGACCGGAAGGAGGUAUCCGAUCUAUCCAUGGGAGAUCUUCUCCUCCACUCCACCCUGGUGUGGAUCAAUCCUCCAGCCUCCCUGGUCAAGGGCAAAAAGGACCCUGAGCUGGCUACCUUCGUGUUCAAGACUGCGGUGGUCUUUGUGUACAGAGAUCGCUCCAAGCAGAGGAAGAAGCUCGGCGCGUCUCAUCGUCCUGCUGUGUCAGAUGACAGAGUCCCGUUCCUUUUCCGUCACAUGAUCUCAACAGACUCCCUACAAGUCCGCGCCCUCACAAACUCCGAGGGUACAGCGGUGUGUGAGAUAGUUCACGUGAGGUCAGAGUCUGAGGGGAGACCAGAGAGAACCUUUCACCUGUGCUGCAGUUCUGUGGACAGUAAGAAGGACUUCCUGAAGACAGUCCACUCCAUCCUGAGAGAUAAACAACGACGUCAGCUGAUGAAGACUGAGUCUCUACCUCCCAACCAGCAGUAUGUCCCCUUCGGAGGAAAACGCCUCUGUAACCUCAAGGGAAACAGACCGGCCAUGAACAGAGCAGUCUCAGCCCCGUCUCGGACCCUUGGUCGCAGGAAGCUGGUUAGGAACCGAUUCACCAUUGACACCGACCUCGUUCUCCAUGACAACCACGAAGACUCUAACCCCACCCACUCUACCCAUGACCAUUCCCACCAGCAUCCACAUUCCCAUCAGCAUCCACAUUCCCACCAGCAUCCACAUUCCCACCAGCAUCCACAUUCCCACCAGCAUCCACAUUCCCACCAGCAUCCACAUUCCCACCAGCCUCCACAUUCUCAUAACCCCCUGCUUCCUACCCAGAUGCCUCAGCAGCAAACGCUGUUGGCGACUGGAGGCGACACGGACCGCUGGGUGGAAGAACAGUUCGACCUGGGUUGCUACGACGACCAGGGAGGAGUGACGGGGGAGAGGAGGAUGGAGGGAGGGAUAGAGGGAAGGAUGGAGGUGAAAGAGACGGACAUUCUGAGCGACGACGACGAGUACUGCAAGUCAGUCAGGGCUUCAUCAACCGAACCCAGCCUCCUGGAAGAGAGGAUGGAGGGAGUGACUCUAGAAGAAAGGAGCCAAGACCAGGACAGAGGGGUAGACGAGGAGGAGGAGGAGGGAAAGAAAGAGGUAGAGGAAGAGAGGAGGAGCUCCCAGGGCAUUCUCCAAGAGGACGAGAGGGGUGAAAGGGGAGUGUCACAAGUAGACUCUGUCUCCCAAGCCCCUCCCCCCUCACGGUCCCCCGCCCCCCCGGUGAAGCUUACCCCGCUCAGGAAGCAAUGGGCUGCAGAGGGAGUGGCCGGGAAGCAGUGUUCCGUGGAGGGAGUGGCCAAGAGGGACCACUGUGAUGUCAUCUGGGUGCGACGCGAAGACUACGCCAACGGAGGGAACAACGACGUCUUCUGAGGA
Molecule: messenger RNA, 5687 nt
Organism: Oncorhynchus keta (chum salmon)
Lineage: Eukaryota; Metazoa; Chordata; Actinopteri; Salmoniformes; Salmonidae
Product: rho guanine nucleotide exchange factor TIAM1-like
Exons: 29
Coding region: 291-5684 (1797 amino acids)
Biological process (GO): positive regulation of axonogenesis; activation of GTPase activity; small GTPase-mediated signal transduction
Cellular component (GO): plasma membrane; cytosol; synapse
Molecular function (GO): guanyl-nucleotide exchange factor activity; protein binding
Source: RefSeq, a predicted model, not a curated record